Molecule: messenger RNA, 941 nt
Organism: Colletotrichum navitas
Lineage: Eukaryota; Fungi; Ascomycota; Sordariomycetes; Glomerellales; Glomerellaceae
Product: ubiquitin-conjugating enzyme
Exons: 4
Coding region: 95-517 (140 amino acids)
Biological process (GO): protein K63-linked ubiquitination; DNA damage tolerance
Cellular component (GO): nucleus
Source: RefSeq, a predicted model, not a curated record
CCAUCUUGGACAUCCACAACCUCACGUUACCUCACCCCCCUACCGCAACCAACCUCAACUCUCUCCUUGAUAUCUACAAACGACGCGAGAAAUCAUGGGCGCAAAGGUUCCGCGCAACUUUAGACUCCUCGAGGAGCUCGAGAAGGGCGAAAAGGGUCUUGGAGCAGAGGCUUGCUCCUACGGCCUGAACGAUGCCGAGGACCUCUUGAUGUCGGACUGGAACGGCACCAUUCUGGGCCCCCCUCACAGUGUCCACGAGAACCGAAUCUACUCCCUCAAGAUGCACUGCGGACCUAACUACCCCGAUGAGCCCCCCACGAUACAAUUUGUCAGCCAGGUCAACCUGCCCUGCGUUAACUCUCGCAACGGCGUUGUCGACCACAAGCAGCUUCCGUGCUUAGCCAACUGGAAGAGGGAGAACACCAUGGAGACCAUCUUGAUUGAGCUCAGAAGAUACAUGGCGGCCCCGGCGAACAAGAAGAUCCCCCAGCCUCCCGAGGGCUCGACGUACCAGUAACCUAUUUUCAUGAUUCCCCAAUAUGCUCGGAAAAGAAAGGACAUAGGGAGAACAGCCCGGCAUGAUUCUUGGUGCAAGUAGUAUGGCUCAAUGAUUACGACUUUUCCUGCAAACCAUGAUUGUUUCUCUUGAUCCAUGCUGUCGGAUCGUGCACGAAAACAAGCAUCUUGUCCGAAACUUACUGAAAUGGACAGCAAAACAUCAGGGCGACGGCACAGCCCGUGGGAAGGAGUCUAUAAAGGGCGUGAUGAUAGAUCUCGACACCUUAGGGUUAGGGAUUCAACUUCUUUCUUUCUACAUGCGGACGGACUCUCCGAUAAUCUCGACAUUGCACUUUUACGGGUCAAAUUUCGCAGCCGCCAUUCAUUGAUGAAGUAUUUUCUGUCUUAAUCGACCGAUAGGACCGGGAAUCAUGCUACUGUGA